AUGCGCGACGCGUUUCUAACCGCGUGCGGGCAUAGUUUCUGCUACUCGUGCAUCACCACGCAUCUGCAUCACAAGCGGAACUGCCCGUGCUGUUCGCAAUUCCUCACUCUCGACCAGCUAUUCCCGAAUUUCACGCUUAACAAGCUCCUUAAGAAAGCCACCGCGACGCAGAUGGUCUCGACCGCGUCGCCGUCGCAGCACCUGCGGCUGGCGCUGCAGCACGGCGCGGACGUGAGCAUGAGCGUGCGCGAGCUGGACACGCUGCUGGCGCUGCUGGCGGAGAAACGGCGCAAGGCGGAGCAGGAGGAGGCGGAGAUGAACAUGGAUAUCCUCCUCGAUUUUUUACAGCGGUCGCGGCAGAAGAAGCAAGCGGAACUGGACGAGCUCCGCGCGGACCUUCUGUUCAUCCGUGAGGACAGAGCGGCGGUGGAGCAGCGGCGGCGCGCGCUGCAGCAGAUGCGUGAGCAGUCCGCCGCCGCCAUCCACGCGCUGCUCUUCCGCGGAGGCGCGUCUUCCGCGGGCGCGGGGGGAGACGAAACGGGGUUCGGCUCCGGGGGACUGGCGGGCCUGAAGGCGGGCGCGGGGGGAGGGCUAGCGGGGAGCAAGCGGAGAGGGGGGCCCGCACUCGCGCACCACCUGCAGCAGACCGCGCAGAAGAUGCGCAUUCAGGGGGAUGGGCGGGGGAUAGGCGGAGGAGGUGUGGGGACGGUGAAGGAGGAGGCGGAAGGGGAGGGGGGAGGGGAAGGGGGAGGGCUGGUCGCGUGCCGCACUCCCUCAAGACCUUCCUCUCCCCCUCAUCCCCUCUCCUUCCCCCGUGUGCAGUUCGACGACCUACAGGAGUGCUACCUGUACCACCGCCGCCAGGCAGCGCACUUUCUCAGAUCUUGCUCACCCCCUCUCCCCUCACAUAUGCCCUUUCUCUCCUCUCUUCUGCAGUUCGACGACCUGCAGGAGUGCUACCUGCACCACCGCCGCCAGGCAGCGCACUCCGCCAAGCCCGCGGGAGCAGCAGGAGGAGCAUCCGCAGCAUCACAAGCAGCAGCAGCAGCAGCAGCAGCAGAGGCGGGAAGGCGUGGAGACCGGUCAGCAGCAGGAGCAGGAGAGGGCGGGGCGGUAGGGCAGGUGGACCUGGGCAUGGGCCUGGAGGACUUCCGGCAGGUGUUAGCAGCGUUCACGCGGUUCAGCCGUGUCAAGGUGGUGGCGGAGUUGCGGCAGGGGGAUUUGUUCCAUUCCUCCAACAUUGUCUCGAGUAUUGAGUUCGACCGCGACGACGAGUUCUUUGCCACGGCGGGCGUGUCGAGGCGAAUCAAGGUCUUCAACUUCUCGCAGGUGGUGGGAGAGCUCGCAGACGUGCACUGUCCAGUCGUGGAGAUGCCUACUCGCUCAAAACUGAGCUGCCUGUCGUGGAACCCCUACCUCAAGGCGCACAUUGCCAGCAGCGACUACGAGGGCAUUGUGACGGUGUGGGACGUGGGCACGGGGCAGAGUCUACUGGAGUAUGAGGAGCACGAGAAGCGGGCUUGGUCGGUGGACUUUGCGCGCACGGAACCUACCAGACUGGUAUCUGGGAGUGACGAUGGGAAGGUGAAGAUCUGGUGCACGCGGCAGGAGAGCAGCAUCCUCAACAUCGACAUGAAGGCCAACAUCUGCUGUGUCAAGUUCAACCCCGGCUCCGCCAACUUCAUUGCGGUCGGAUCAGCGGACCAUCACAUUCACUAUUACGACAUCAGAGCGCCAGCGCUGCCACUCCACGUGUUCAGCGGGCAUCGCAAGGCCGUGAGCUACGUCAAGUUCCUCUCGCCCUCGCAGCUCGCCUCUGCCUCCACGGACAGCACGCUCCGGCUGUGGGACGUGCACUCCCACGCUGCCAUCCGCACGCUGAGGGGCCACACCAAUGAGAAGAACUUUGUGGGCUUGUCUGUCAACAGUGACUACAUUGCAUGCGGCUCCGAAACGAAUGAAGUGUACAUCUACUAUAAG
Molecule: messenger RNA, 1980 nt
Organism: Closterium sp. Naga37s-1
Lineage: Eukaryota; Viridiplantae; Streptophyta; Zygnematophyceae; Desmidiales; Closteriaceae
Source: the annotation of a GenBank genome assembly